Messenger RNA from Eimeria necatrix, 945 nucleotides. RefSeq lists its product as hypothetical. The transcript has 6 exons. NCBI's taxonomy places the organism in Eukaryota, Apicomplexa, Conoidasida, Eucoccidiorida, Eimeriidae. Gene Ontology annotation, molecular function: signaling receptor binding. The record is from RefSeq and is a predicted model, not a curated record. The annotation marks the transcript as partial.
AUGUCUGAAGAGCCUGCCGGAUUUUGUCGACAGGCGCAUGCAGGCAGGCAGGUUAGCUGCACUUGCUGCAGUAGCAGCAGCUGCUGCUGCUGCUGCUGCUGCUGCUGCUGUGGUUGCUGCUCUUGCUGCUGCUGCUGUUGCUCGUGCUGUUGUUCAUGUUGCUGCUUCUGCUGUUGUUCCUGCUGCUGUUGCCGUUGCUGCUGUCCCUUUUGGCGAGUUUGCUGCUGCUGCUGCUGCUGCUGCUGCUGCUGCGGUGGUCACUGCCGAGCGGCUUCGGUGAGCCUGCUGCUGCUGCUGCUGCUGCUGCUGCUCGUGUUGCUGCUGCUCGUGUUGCUGCUGCUCGUGCUGCUGCUGCUCGUGCCGCUGCUGCUCGUGUUGCUGCUGCUCGUGUUGCUGCUGCUCCUGCUGCUGCUGCUCGUGCUGCUGCUGCUAGUGCUGCUGCCGCUCGUGCUGCUGCUGCUAGUGCUGCUGCCGCUCGUGCUGCUGCUGCUAGUGCUGCUGCUGCUGCUGCUAGUGCUUCUGCCGUCAGUGGUGCUGCUGCUGCUAGCGGUACUGGUGCUGUUGCUGAUGCGGCUGCUAGCGCAGGUGGUGCUGUUUGAUUUGCUGCUGAAGUUUAAAGAGAGCAGCAGCAGCAGCAGCAGCAGCAGCAGCAGCAAAGAGCAGCAGCUCUUUAUAGAGGUCAAGGCCUCUGUCCUUGACACCUGGGAGUUUUGCCUCUCUCCUCAGCAGCUGCGGUUUGCUGCUGAGCACCAAACGGACUUUGUGGUUUUGAUGGUCUCGUCGCUGCGCUCGGGGGCCCCCCGGUGGGCAGCAGCAAAUAGAGUUUCGAAAUGUCUUUUAAGAGCUGCGGACGACAGCGAAGAAGGGGACUUGGAACUGCUGCGCGUGCGGUGUCGCUGCUGCCGGCCUUCCCAUUCCCUCGCCCAAAGCCGAAGCCCUUCCUGA